Messenger RNA from Medioppia subpectinata, 2727 nucleotides. The record is from the annotation of a GenBank genome assembly. NCBI's taxonomy places the organism in Eukaryota, Metazoa, Arthropoda, Arachnida, Sarcoptiformes, Oppiidae.
UUUUAUUUGGAUCACUCGGUCGACGGCAACCCUAUAUUCCCCGCCACCGGCUAUUUGAUGCUGGCGUGGCGUAAACUGGCGGCCACCAUGGGCAAAUUGUGGUACAGCGUGCCCGUUAUAUUUGAGAAUGUUCAAUUAAAAAGGGCCAUAUUUUUGACCGAGGACAAAGACACCACUCUUACCGUUAAAUAUUAUCCAUUAAACGGUGAAUUUUCAAUCUACGAGAACGACAACGUUUGCGUUUCGGGCAAAAUCCGUGCGCCGGGCGAUGACGUGCUAAUAGCGCAGCACUUGCUCUACGAAAACGAGCGCAAACUUUCGGAGACCCAGUACUCGGUUAAUAGGGACGACAUAUACAAAGAGUUAGGUAUUAUGGGCUUAGACUACGGGCCGGCGUUUCAACGGCUACGCAAAGUGGGCACAAAUGAUUACAACGAGUUUUACGGUGUGUGCGAAUGGGACGGACAGUUUGUCAGUUAUAUGGACGCGUUGUCCCAAUCGCGCGCCCUAUCGGUGCCGUUUCGCAAAAUGCUUUUACCUGUGCUGAUCCGGAAGUUACGGCUCGACCCACGGGUUAUGUUUGACGCUUUCAAACGGCACAGGCGUCAAGUGGACGAACCGACCACUGAUGGCACCGUCGCCUCCAAUCCGAGCCAAUUGAACGUCGAUAUCGACAAUGCUUUGGGCUCUACAGUAGUCCCCGGUUCCGAAGUCACGAAUGGCGAGCAAAACACUAUUUCGACGGUUAUGGCCAAAGAGAAAGUCCGAUUCAACGAACGCUUCGCCGUCUACUCAUCGGAAAUACCGUUUUAUUACAAUUUGAAUACAAAACAAUUGGUGUCUCCGGGCGUUGAACUCGAAGAGGUUAUCGUAUUUCCCGUACCCCGACGUACGGACACCACUGGUCUGGUCUUGGAUUCCUCAGAGUUCUGCGCCAACGAUGAUAAUCAGGCCAUUGAUGACAGUUUAUCGACAGCUGUGUCUAAAUAUUUAGAGGUUUGUAAAUCAAUGGCGGCUAAAGUAAAGCAAUUGGAUGUCAGAGAAAUGAAAUGCGAUUUUAAUUAUAAAAACAUCGGCGAAGAAGUACUUCAAAAAUUGAGGAGCGAUUCCACUGAAAGUCAUGUUAUGUUUCGUACAUUUGAUAAAUUACUGACAGAAGUUGUGGACGAAAAUCGUAAUAAACUAAACGGCAAAGAAGUGGCAAAGAUUUUGAACGAAAUACAAACAAAUCCUGAAUACGAUUUGAGUAAAGAUUUGGUGAAUCAGAUCCAGAAGAAUGAACAUGUGGAACAGAUUGUCACACAUUUUCGUAUACUUCCCUUUGAAGUCGAUUAUAAACUUAUUGUGAAAAGUAAACAAUCGGUGAAUGAAUUGUAUAGAGAAAGAGCCACUGAAUGGCAACUUAAAGAUGACAUACCAUUAAAACCCUCGCAUUUGGUUAUAAUGAGAGACACACAAGACUUAUGGCAAAUGGAUUUGAAUAAAUUCACACAAGACUUGUUUGACUCCAUAAACAGCAAUGGAUUCCUAUUAUCGAUAUUUCGGUAUAAGUUUACGGAACCGGAGAUUGCGUUCAUGUCUUUGACGGAAAAACCAAUUCCCAGUAAUAAUGAAUUGGAUGUACGGAUCAAACAGUUUGUAUCGAUUGCCACCGAAACUGGAUUUAAUUUAAUCGCAACAAAAAACGAUACAAUCGGAACCGUAUGCCUAAUGUUUAGAAAAAUCAUUCACAAACCUAUUGUACCAGAAAAACAAAAUGUUAUCAAAAUAACCGGCGAUUAUCAGCAAUGGUUUGGAGUAUUGCAGGAGAAACUGAUUACCGCUAAGGAAGCGGACAAUAAGACCGAUAACAUAUGGCUUGUAUCGCAGGACUCGAGUAUUAACGAACCGGGCGGAGAAAACUUUAGAUAUAUCUUCCAUAUGGACACCAAUAGUGAGACAAACAUUGACUUUAAUAUUAAGCCCUAUUCUGAUAUAUUGGCCAACGAUUUGGUCGCCAAUGUUAUCAAAGAGGGAAAACUGGGAACUUAUAGACACAUAAAACUUCCCACAGAUUUUGAUAAAUGUGUGUCAAAUGAUUAUUACCUAAACUCCGGCACAACAAAAGAUUUAGCGGAUUUAGCGGGUAUUCAAUGGUAUGAUUCCCGGAAAUUACCCGAAAUUAAAAAGUACUGGAAUUUCAAUAACGAGGAAAUUGUUAAAACACGGGUCGAGAUAUAUUGUGCGGGCAUUUCAUUUCACGACGUUAUGGUCGCUUCAGGCCGUAUACCCUCCGGUCCGGAGCAAAUAUUUACAGAUUGUGUUUUGGGCUGUGAAUAUGUGGGCCGUCGCGUGGAUACCGGUGAACGGGUGAUGGGUAUAGAUAUGGGCCGUACUUUUGCCACAUCAGUAAACGCCAGCAUUCAUAGCAUGACUACAGUCCCCGAGCACUGGUCGAUGGCAGACGCGGCCACUAUAUUGAGCACAUAUAGCACUCUGUACUACGCGCUCAUCAAACGCGCUAAUCUUAAACGAGGUGAAAGUAUAUUAAUACACUCGGCGGCGGGAGGUGUGGGUCAGGCGGCCAUCAAUAUGUGUAAGCAUUACGACUGCGAUAUCUAUGUGACGGUUGGGACGGAAGAGAAGAAACAGUUUUUGAUGAAAGAAUACGAUAUACCGGAGGAACGGAUCUUCAACUCAAGAGAUAUCGUAUUCAAGAAUCAAGUGUUGAAUUUGACUGAAGGAAAG